Messenger RNA from Gloeophyllum trabeum ATCC 11539, 1093 nucleotides. RefSeq lists its product as uncharacterized. The transcript is spliced from 4 exons. The record is from RefSeq and is a predicted model, not a curated record. NCBI's taxonomy places the organism in Eukaryota, Fungi, Basidiomycota, Agaricomycetes, Gloeophyllales, Gloeophyllaceae. Gene Ontology annotation, biological process: proteolysis. The coding region runs from base 240 to 1031 and encodes 263 amino acids. Gene Ontology annotation, molecular function: glutamic-type endopeptidase activity.
GCGACCAUGCAGGCAUAAGAGAUCUAAAACCUUAUUGGAGACUAAUAAUAGCUAUCAUCCCCCUACGGUCUGCUAAGCAGCUUUGAUUCAUGUCCGAAGCAAGCUCUCAUCUCCAGUGCGAAGAUGGAACACGACGUAUGCAAGCAUGAAGUCAUGCAUACCUCCGGCACGCUGGUACCUCUCGGUUCCGCUAGCCUACCUUCGAGUCGUCAGAGCCCCUCGCCUGCGUAUUAGUGACCAUGUUCGCCCUCACUCUCCUCAGCUACGCGCUCUUGGCCACCAGCGCACUCGCUCGGCCCUCUGGUCUCUCCGACCGGCUUGCUCGUCGGGCUGCAGGCUCUCACCUCACGCGUCCCUUGCAGCGCGUUGCCAGCCCCGAGGCACUCGCUAGCAACACCUCCCAUGUUGAGUACAGCUCCAACUGGGCUGGUGCCGUCUACGACACGUACCCUUCGGGCAGCUUCAAAUCCGUUACCGGUACCUUCACCGUCCCUACCCCCAAGGCACCCAGUGGUGGCUCGGGAACUUACUCCUCCUCCGCCUGGGUUGGUAUUGACGGUGACACCUGCGGUACCGCCAUCCUGCAAACCGGUGUUGACUUCACUGUCAGCAAUGGUCGUACUUCCUACGAUGCUUGGUAUGAAUGGUACCCCGACUACGCCUAUGAUUUCUCCGGCAUUUCCAUCAGCGCCGGUAACCAGAUCCGCGUGACCGUCACUGCCUCGAGUACCACGUCCGGCACAGCCGUGAUCGAGAACCUGUCCACCGGUCAGACGGUGUCAAAGUCGCUCACCUCGUCCUCUGCCCUUUGCGAGGAGAACGCAGAGUGGAUAGUCGAGGAUUACGAGGAGAACGGCAGCCUCGUCCCUUUGGCUAACUUCGGCACGGUCACCUUCUCGAGUGCAUCGGCAACUACCGGCUCUGGUUCCAUCGGCCCGUCCGGUGCCACCCUCAUCGACAUUGAGCAAAAUGGCAAGGUCUUGACCUCUGCCUCGACCAGCGGUAGCUCUGUUACCGUCUCCUACGUUUAAAGGGUCCUGAAUGUCGAUCUGGAGCUGAACGAUUGUGCUAGAUACUUCAGAUGGACAGGGGG